AUGCUGACAUGCAUUCAGGAAAGCCUGCCAAGCUCUUCAGCGUCUGAAGAGGAAGGCCGGAUCGAGGAGCCUGUCGCCCAAGACGAGAAAAGUACCUCCGAACCCAAACGUAAGCGACCGGUUUCCCCGGCUAUGGAAAGGAUACGCCAGCGAAUUAAAAAUAAAUGGCUCCUGAUCAGUGCUGGCUCUAGCCACUGGAACGAGGGUCGGGAGCCAACCGAAGAGACGUUUGAGCUCCUGCGCCUAAAUGUGGGACAAUGGGCUAUGAGCCAUGCAGCAUCGGAAGCGUCGGGUCUAGACCAUUUGUCAGAGGAUCAGGAAAGUGCCAUUAUCAGCAGCCUGAACGAUUUCUGUGUUCAAGAGAGCUGGGAUACAUUGGUGGCACGAGUCCCCGGAAUCAGUGACGGGCUGGUAGCAGAGCCUUUCGUUAUGGCAAUGGUCUUUCAGGACCUACAUAACAGAAUAAUCGAACGCCCAUUCUGGUACCUUGAUGGAAAGAGUGCCCGGGAUGAAACUGGAGACGAUACGUUCGGUGAGCGGUUGGAGUAUCUGUAUGGGAAGUUCUUGAAAACAAACCCAAUCAUGGCAGAGUAUUGGAUGAGAGAGACCGUCCGUCUAUCGAACUCAAUACACGUUGAUCAAGCCCCGGAUACAGCUUACGGGCGAUACAAUGAAGAGCGCCGCGAUGCUGCCGCGGCACGGUUGGCCGACGAUCUUCUAGCCAGCAAGCCAAUACAAUCCUUACUGAAAACGCCGGCCAAUGACGACAUCGAGAAAAAGCGGCGAGAAGCAUUGAUUGAAAUUUAUCGGAGAGCUGCAGCAGCUGCAGUCUUCAGUGAUCAGUGCACUGGGCAAACGAAGUUUCUGAAGCUAGCCGAUAUUGCUCCAACCUACCAUGCGAGCUCCAGCGAGUUGAUAUCAUUGGAGUACCAUGGUAUGGAAAACGGGGACACCAGACUUGACGGGCAUCGAAUAUUGUUGGUUGUCCGUCCAGGAUUGCUUCGCAAAUCGAAUCAGGACUCUACUGAGUUCGAGACAUGGCUCCCGGCCAUUGUCAUGAUGAAGGAUGAUGAGAUCAACCAAUGCCUUUCCGAUUGA
This is a messenger RNA of Aspergillus steynii IBT 23096, 1098 nucleotides long. RefSeq lists its product as uncharacterized. Bases 1 to 1098 code for a protein of 365 amino acids. NCBI's taxonomy places the organism in Eukaryota, Fungi, Ascomycota, Eurotiomycetes, Eurotiales, Aspergillaceae. The transcript is spliced from 2 exons. The record is from RefSeq and is a predicted model, not a curated record.